AUGGAAAGCCUAAAUCCCAGCCAACAGCCAUUCCCUUCUUCCACUACAACCUCAAGGAGCCAAACGGGUCCUCAGGAACAAUCUCCUACCCGUCCAAGGCUCAAUUUAAAAUCCGACUCGCAGCCGCAUGCUUCCCCAGAAAUCCUAGCUCCAACACCGCGCCGACACCUACUCGAAAGCUCGGAGAGUCAGCACUGGUUGCGGACUCCUCCAUUAUCCCCGUCAUCAUCGAGAGGUGUUUCCCCCGUGUCCUUGUUCAGUUCUGCAUCACUGGAACGGCGUGUCCGGACUACAUCGUACUAUUCAACCAGACCAUCUAGCGCUAGUUUGAGGUCCUUAUUUGACUCCGAUAAGGCCAAAGAGUUGACUGGCAACGGGAGGAAGCAUGAGGCAUCCGAGAAGCAGGACGUCGAGAUGAGCAUGGGCCGCAUGUGGGUGAGGUGGAUGCACAAGCGUAACAUGAAAGAAUGGGUCGCGCCGGCCCUCGUGGCAGUCAGCACGCUGCUCAAGUGGUGCAUUGGCUUGGGGUCGUACUCCGGGGAGGCUACACCCCCGAUGUUCGGCGACUAUGAAGCCCAGCGGCAUUGGAUGGAACUCACCGUCCAUCUCCAUACCAGCCAGUGGUACACAUAUGACCUUGAGUACUGGGGCCUUGAUUACCCUCCGCUCACGGCGUAUGUCUCUUGGAUAUGUGGCAAAAUUGGAUAUUGGAUCAACCCUGCGUGGGUGGCUCUCGACGCCUCUCGUGGUAUUGAAACGUCCGAGAGCAAAGUUUUCAUGCGAGCAACUGUGUUGGCUUGGGAUCUACUGAUAUAUGUCCCCGCCCUGCUCAUGUUUGUGAAGACAUGGCAAGCUAGUCGCUCAAAUCGUACCCAAAACCUAUCGUUUUUAACUCUCCUUUUUCAACCCGCGCUCCUUCUCAUCGAUUUCGGUCACUUUCAAUAUAACUCUGUCAUGUUAGGACUUACUAUCCUUGCGCUCAAUUUCUUUGCGCAAGGUCAAGACGUACUUGGUGCCGUCUGCUUCGUUUUGAGUCUGGGCUUCAAGCAGAUGUCAUUGUAUUAUGCACCAGCAAUAGGCUCGUAUUUGCUUAGUAAAUGCAUAUAUCUCGGCCCCAGAGCAGGAUGGCGUUUAUUUGUGCGGCUUGCGAUCGUGACCACAGCCUCAUUUGUGUUACUUUUCCUGCCCUUCCUCCCGCCUUUUGCGCGUUUCGAGGCAAUCUUACAACCAAUCAAACGGAUAUUUCCGUUUGCUCGUGGUCUUUUCGAAGACAAAGUUGCCAAUUUCUGGUGCGCAUCCAACGUGGUUUUCAAAUGGAAGAGAUGGGCCAGUACAGCCGUCCUUGUCAAACUUUCAACGGUGUUCACACUUCUGGCAUUCCUGCCUGGUGUGUUCAUUCUCAUCCGGACCGCCAUCAAAACAUCGGUCAGUGCAACAGACCCCGCCAAUGACACCAGUAGUUCAGUUAGCUCGACACAUUCGCCGACGCUACCUUUACUCCCCUACGCACUCCUGACAUCGGCCAUGUCGUUCUUCCUGUUCUCUUUCCAAGUCCACGAGAAAACUAUCCUUCUACCCCUUCUUCCCCUCACCCUACUCCUAUGCGGCGCACCCGCGGGCUCCGCCAUGUUUGGGUGGGGAGUGCUGGUGAACAACAUCGCUGUGUUUAGUAUGUGGCCAUUGCUGAAGCGCGACGGUCUUGGACUUCAGUAUAUAAUAACCGUGCUACUAUGGAACAAACUAAUUGGAUAUGAUCCUCGAAGACUACCCUCGAAAUCAUUUGUACAGCUACUGUCAUUCGCUGUUUACGGGGCGGCUGGUUUGCUUCAUCUUGCUGAGUUCAUCUUCCCAGCACCUUCACGAUACCCCGACAUCUUUUCCGUCCUCAAUGUACUCAUAAGCACCCCCGUGUUUAUCCUCGCUUGGCUUUGGAGCAUCAAGAAUGGGAUUGAAGUAGGAUGGGCGUUGGGCGGAUUAGGUCAAGUGCGGAAGGUUACUUCUACAGCUCCAGCUCCAGCCCCCACCGGUGCCUCUUUGACCGAAGCAACAGUGAGACGAGGGGUUACCAGGGCUGCAAGCCUGGGAUUCUCGAGCGGUAGGAGACGAGCACCGACGGCUAGUUCUGCGAGUAGUUCCGGUAGACCUAGGACUGCUACGAACAUGGGCACAUGA
Pleurotus ostreatus (oyster mushroom) is the source of this 2172-nucleotide messenger RNA. RefSeq names its product Glucosyltransferase-like protein (gene ALG6). The transcript has 9 exons. Bases 1 to 2172 code for a protein of 723 amino acids. Gene Ontology annotation, biological process: protein N-linked glycosylation. Gene Ontology annotation, molecular function: dolichyl pyrophosphate Man9GlcNAc2 alpha-1,3-glucosyltransferase activity. Gene Ontology annotation, cellular component: endoplasmic reticulum membrane. Lineage: Eukaryota; Fungi; Basidiomycota; Agaricomycetes; Agaricales; Pleurotaceae. The record is from RefSeq and is a predicted model, not a curated record.